GUGGAGAAGCGGGCGGGGCACCGGCUGUCUCGGGCAGGGCCGGGUGGAUUAGUUGCCGGUGGCCACCACACCACCGACCGACCUCGGGAACACCUCGACGGGCGGCAACAACUUCCCCCUCCCCCACAGACUGCAAACGAACGGCGAGACUACCACCGUCUGGACACCACCAUCGGCCAACUCCCUUGCAGUACGGCUCAGACACAGAGUGCCAGGUCAAUUGCCCAUCUGUUGAUGCUCCUCCACCGUGUGGCUCUCCCGCGCGUCUUCCAUUCCAUCCAGGCACGACAUAUCGCCAGCAUGGCAGCCACCUCGGCAGAUCCCAUCAUCCGGGCACUGCAGGACUACACAACCUGCGAUGUCUCGGAUGCCCUUUGCAAGCUCGACAAGACAAAAUACCGCCACGGCGGCUUCCUCCCGGGCUUGACCAUGUGGUCUCCCGAUCGCCAGGCCGGCCCGACCAAGAUCGUCGGCCCCGCGUAUACGGUCCAGUAUCUCCCGCUCGACGACCCAGCGCCCAAGCACCCCACGCACUACAUCGAUUCGGUCCCCGAGGGCGCCGUGGUGUUUGUGUCCAGCCCGCCUAAGAUGCCCAAUGCAGUGUACGGAGGGCUCAUGACCAUGCGUGCCCGCGCCAGCGGUGCCGUCGGCUCCGUAAUUGACGGCCGUUUCCGUGACCUGCAGGAGCAGAGGGAGCUUGGCUUUCCGAUAUUCGCCCGCGAUGUCGGCACCGCCCCACCAACACCCGUGCUCAAGGUCGCUGGCGUCAAUGUCCCCGUCAAGUUGCAGACCGACGACCUGGAGAUUGAAAUCUGCCCUGGCGACUACAUCAUCGGUGACAUGAACGGCGUGGUGGUGCUCCCCGCCGCGGAUGCCGAGAAGGCCCUCCCGCUCAUGAAGAAGCAGGUCGAGAUGGACGACCAGAUGGCCGUGGCGGUCAAGGGGGGCAUGAGCUUUGUCGAGGCAAGCAAGAAGUUUAGGUCAUAAUCGGCGCCUCCUCUGCAUGUGUGAGACAGUGCCGGUGGGGGAGCUCGCGGUUGCCACUGGGGGAGACAGCGGGCAUUGUUGUUCAGAUUGUGUUGGCGAUUACACGCGUCCCAGGUCUGGAUCCCGUGGUGGAACAAUACGAAUAUUUGCAAGAGCGACCAGAAGGGCUGUACAACUUACAUUGCGGUGUGAUCAACGAGAUGCGCGUGCCCAGCCUGGAAUCACUUCUUGAUUUGUGCGGCCUCGCCAUUGUGGCUUGAUA
This is a messenger RNA of Microdochium trichocladiopsis, 1249 nucleotides long. RefSeq names its product ribonuclease E inhibitor RraA/Dimethylmenaquinone methyltransferase. Lineage: Eukaryota; Fungi; Ascomycota; Sordariomycetes; Xylariales; Microdochiaceae. The transcript has 4 exons. The coding region runs from base 235 to 987 and encodes 250 amino acids. The record is from RefSeq and is a predicted model, not a curated record.